GUUCAUCCUAACUUCCGGGUUUAAAAAAACUACUGAUGACAUAUUGCCGAAAUAGAUUGCAAGCAGUUGUGUAACCAAGGAUAUUGUUUAUGAAAUUAAGAAGCCCCAAGAUGACAAGCUGGUUAACUUGACCAGUCAUAGGCACAUGCAAAGAAGAUGAUUUUAAGAAUAUGAACAUCUAAUCAACUUCAACCACUCCUAAGAAAUAUUCAUCUAAGUGUAAAUAAAGUUCUUUGAUAAUUUAGUGAGAACCUUUUCUGCAACUGAAAGUGUUCUGUUUAAAAAAAAGAAGAUGGCAUAUGCAGUGGAUUUUGAUGGCCUCGAAUCGCCUGUUGAGAAGAAAGUCAACCUUUACGAUGAUGAAGAGCUUGACAUUGAUAUGGACACAUCAUGUCUUACUUCCAAGAACAUUCUGGUGAGUCCCAACAGUGAAGAAUAUGAAAUGCUGAUGGACAGCAUUCAACUCAGAGCAGAAGAUGGGCAAGGGGAGACAAUGUAUGAAAUAGGCAUUGGAGCUGAUGGCGAGACCCCGGGGUUGAAAGAGGAAGACUACCAGGCGUCUGUGGCUACUCUGAGGAGCAUAACAGAAACUCUACAGAUGGAGUGCGUUGUUCUUAGAGAGCGCAUCCUGGAGGAGGGCAAGGUGGGGGAGUUCCUGCUCAGAAAGAGACUUGAACCUCAAGAUUUCAUGGAAAUCAGAGUUGCAGUUGUCGGCAACGUGGAUGCUGGGAAGAGUACUUUACUAGGAGUGUUAACCCACGGUGAACUCGACAAUGGCAGAGGUGUGGCUCGACAGAAACUCUUCCGACACAAACACGAAAUGGAGUCCGGCAGAACAAGCAGUGUUGGGAACGAUAUUCUAGGAUUCGACACGUACGGAAAUGUGGUGAAUAAACCAGACCAUGGACAUUUAGAUUGGAUUAAAAUAUGUGAACAGGCAGCCAAGGUGAUCACAUUUAUAGAUUUAGCUGGUCACGAAAAAUACUUAAAAACCACAGUAUUUGGAAUGACAGGCCAUGCUCCAGACUUCGCUAUGUUGAUGAUUGGGUCUAAUGCAGGUGUUAUAGGAAUGACGAAAGAGCAUCUAGGACUGGCCCUUGCCUUGAAUGUUCCAGUAUUUGUUGUUGUGACCAAGAUCGACAUGUGCCCACCAAACGUCCUGGACGACACGUUAAAACUGCUGCAGCGGAUCCUCAAGUCACCGGGCUGCCGCAAGAUUCCCGUCCUAGUCCACAACAAAGAUGACGUGGUUGUCUCCGCAACAAACUUCACGUCCGAGAGGAUGUGUCCAAUUUUCCAGGUGUCCAAUGUAACAGGCUUAAAUCUAGAUCUGUUAAAAAUGUUUCUCAACCUUCUGUCCACAAGAGUGAAGUGUGACAUGUCAAAACCACCAGAAUUCCAGAUAGAUGACACGUUCUCGGUCCCAGGAGUGGGAACAGUGGUUUCUGGCACAUUGCUACAAGGGUACAUUAAGCUGAAUGACACGUUAUUACUGGGUCCUGAUGCACUCGGCCAGUUCCAGCCAAUCGUCAUCAAGAGCAUACAUCGAAAAAGAAUGCCUGUUAAGGAAGUCCGAGGGGGCCAGACAGCAUCGUUUGCUCUGAAAAAGAUUAAAAGAUCGUCUAUACGAAAAGGAAUGGUAAUGGUUUCACCAAAAUUGGAACCCAAGGCAUGCUGGGAGUUUGAAGGAGAAAUUCUUGUUCUACAUCAUCCAACAACAAUUAGUGUUCGAUAUCAAGCUAUGGUUCAUGUUGGAAGUGUUCGGCAAACGGCAACAAUUCUCAAAAUGACGAGAGAACACUUACGAACUGGUGACAAAGCGAUAGUGCGUUUCCGUUUCAUUAAAAAUCCCGAAUACCUUAAGCCUGGCAUGAGAAUGGUGUUCCGAGAGGGAAGAACGAAGGCGGUAGGGAACACCACGAAGCUGUUCCCCCACGUCAGCGCGGUGGCUCAGAAUACACGGCAGCAGAGGGCACAGAAGAAGGCCCAGGAGAAUAAACAUCAAACCAAUCCCCAGAACGAACCGCAAAAAGCUAGUAAGAGAACGAAGCGGUCAAGGCACCAUUCACAUGAUCAACAGGAGGAAUCACAGGAAAGCGUCACAGAGAAUGUUACAUAAAGAAAAACUAAACACCAAAACACUCAGCAGGAUUCGCUCUGAAAAAUAUUUCAUUUCAGUCCAUUUUCAUAAAUUCCACAUUUUUGUUUUUAAAAUACUGAAAAGUAGCUAAUCAUACGAAAUUUUUAUUUCGUUUCAACGUAUUUUCCUGCUUAUAUCCAAUUAAGGUUCAAGCAUACUGUCCUGGACACAUACCUCAGCUAUCUGGGCUGUCUGUCCAGGACAGUAGGUUAGUUGUUGGUGGUUACUGAGAGAGAAGAGGGUGUUG
Gigantopelta aegis is the source of this 2387-nucleotide messenger RNA. RefSeq names its product GTP-binding protein 1-like. The record is from RefSeq and is a predicted model, not a curated record. Bases 293 to 2119 code for a protein of 608 amino acids. NCBI's taxonomy places the organism in Eukaryota, Metazoa, Mollusca, Gastropoda, Neomphalida, Peltospiridae. The transcript has 11 exons. Gene Ontology annotation, biological process: translational elongation. Gene Ontology annotation, molecular function: translation elongation factor activity; GTPase activity; GTP binding.